This is a messenger RNA of Budorcas taxicolor (takin), 384 nucleotides long. Its product is annotated as 60S ribosomal protein L12-like. Gene Ontology annotation, molecular function: structural constituent of ribosome; large ribosomal subunit rRNA binding. Gene Ontology annotation, cellular component: cytosolic large ribosomal subunit; ribosome. Bases 1 to 384 code for a protein of 127 amino acids. The record is from RefSeq and is a predicted model, not a curated record. Gene Ontology annotation, biological process: translation. Lineage: Eukaryota; Metazoa; Chordata; Mammalia; Artiodactyla; Bovidae. The transcript has a single exon.
AUGUCUUCUCUGGCCCCCAAGGUCGGCCCCCUGGGUCUGUCUCCAAAAACUGUUGGUGAUGACACUGCCAUGGCAACUGGUGAUUGGAUGGGUCCGAGAAUGACAAUGAAACUGACCACUCAGAACAGACAGGCUCAGAUUGAGGUGGUACCUUCUGCUUCUACACUGAUUAUGAAAGCCCUCAAGGAACCACCAAGAGUCAGAAAGAGGCAGAAAAACAUUAAACACAGUGAAAAUAUCACUUUUGAUGAGACUGUCAACAUUGCUUGGCAGAUGCAGCAUCGAUCUCUAGCUAGAGAACUCUCUAGAACCAUUAAAGAAAUCCCGAGGACUGCUCAGUCUGUGGGCUGCAAUGUUGACGGCUGCCACCCUCAGACAUCAUAG